AUGUGUGGCGGUGUGAAACGCUUGCAGUCAAACUGCACGUGACGGGACCGCCCAUCUUCUGAACAGCUGUUCUGCAGAGAACAAAGAGGGGCUUAAAAUAAAAUGAAAGCUGCAAAGAAUUAGAUUUUUAUAUAGAUCAUGCAUGCAUUGUGCAAUUUUAUCAUUGCUCUGUCAGUAUUAUAUUUGUGUGUGUGCGCGUGCGUGCGUUUGUGUGUGUCUCCCCAUCCAGGAUCCUGAAGUGGCCUCUGCUCCUCUGGGCUCUGAGAGCUCCACAGGUCGCUGUCUGCUCACCCUGCUCGGCAUUGCCUUCAUCCUGAGUGGGCUCAUCGUGGGGGGAGCAUGUCUCUACCGAUAUUUCACCCCGAAGAGGCUUUAUCACGGUGCGAUGCAGUUCACUGACAUGUCCAGUGGAGCUGAAAACCAGCCAUACUACCUGCCCCAGGUGGAGGAGGAGGUGGAGAUCUCUGACAGCAUGGCCGUCAUCAGCGUCCCCCCUCCUCGCUUCAGACCUGGAGACCCUGCGUACAUCCUCCAUGACUUCCACAGGAAGCUGACGGCAUAUCUGGACCUGACUCUGAGGACCUGCUUUGUGAUUCCUCUGAACACAUCUGUGGUUCUGCCCCCUCAGGACCUCAUUGACCUCUUCUCACAGCUGAUGUCUGAUUCGUACCGUAGCUAUCUGGUGCAUGAGGACCUUGUCGUCACUGAGCGUAUUAGUGACGUCAAACCUCUUGGUUUCUACAUCCGCCGGCUGUGUGACGGAAAAGAAACCUACAGGAUGGAACGUCGUGCAAACCUUCCAGGCGGAAACAUCCAAAAGCGCUCUGUCGACAACUGCUUCACCAUCCGUCACUUUGAGAACAAGUUUGUGACGGAGACCCGCAUCUGCAAGGCUUGAUGGGAAAGCAUCAGUGUAGGUUGGAGAAAGUACUGGAAAGAGAACAAGCUGAAGACUGAUGGAUGGAGACAGAUGGAGCGAGUUGGUGGGAUAAGAUGAGAAAAGAUUUUAAGCACAAAGUUAGUUUUGUAUAAAAAUUUCCAUUUUCUUUUUAGCUUGUGUUUAGUGGUUUUUAAGUUCCAGUGUUAAAGAUUAAAUCCCUCUGCUGCUGUUUUACUCUGAACCUGUAUAGGUCAUAGCUUUUUUGCACAAGUAUUAACUAGCUAGUCACGUGAUGUUAGCUUGAAGCACACUAAUAGUUCACACUAAUCGUUAGUAAACACUAAUCUGUUAUGUUGAGUGCAGUUUUGUUGUUGUAGCUUCCUGCAGACUUAUUAUCGUAUUACAGCCAGCCAUCCAUCCCAUCCAGAGUUAUUGGUGAAUUAAUUAAAUAUUCUAGAAGGCACCUAAGCCAGUCUUGUCUUGUGUCAUCCUAACAUCAACACAAUAUUAGAGCAGCAUUGAUGAGAUAUUGUAUCUUUUGUGGUUUAGUUCUAAUAAAGGAAUAGUUCAGUUUUU
This is a messenger RNA of Austrofundulus limnaeus, 1456 nucleotides long. Its product is annotated as integral membrane protein 2A. Gene Ontology annotation, cellular component: plasma membrane; extracellular exosome; Golgi apparatus. The record is from RefSeq and is a predicted model, not a curated record. The coding region runs from base 143 to 898 and encodes 251 amino acids. NCBI's taxonomy places the organism in Eukaryota, Metazoa, Chordata, Actinopteri, Cyprinodontiformes, Rivulidae. Gene Ontology annotation, biological process: negative regulation of amyloid precursor protein biosynthetic process. The transcript has 5 exons. Gene Ontology annotation, molecular function: amyloid-beta binding.